Molecule: messenger RNA, 1605 nt
Organism: Diachasma alloeum
Lineage: Eukaryota; Metazoa; Arthropoda; Insecta; Hymenoptera; Braconidae
Exons: 1
Coding region: 1-1605 (534 amino acids)
Source: RefSeq, a predicted model, not a curated record
AUGAUCUUUAGAAAGGGUGAUAAAGAAAAUCCAGAGAACUACAGGGGCAUCGCCCUUGUGAACACAUCCACUAAGCUAUUCACAGAAAUCAUGAGGAGGAGACUGGAACCCUGGGUUGAGGCAAACAGACUUUUACCGGAAUCGCAGCAUGGCUGCUGGAGGGGACGGAGCUGCACUGACGCCAUAUUUUGUUUGCUCUCGGCUAACCAUCUUCAGCUAAGACUCCCCAGAAGAGAAGUACACGCUGUAUUUGUAGAUUUCGGUCGUGCACUCGAUAGUAUCCCGCACGAAAAACUUUGGUUGAAACUCAGAGACGUUGGUGUCAGCUCCAAGGUAAUCAACAUCUUACGAUCACUCUAUUCCCAGGCGAGUGUUAGAGUACGUAGUGGAGGGCUUCUUUCAGAGGCUUUCCAAGUCACCGAAGGUAUCCUCCAGGGGGAGACCCUCAGUCCACUUCUCUUCCUCCUGUAUUGUUCUGAUUUUGAAAACUCCUUUCGGGAGAGAGGUCACAUUGGACUCAAUGUUGAGGGCUACACGGAUAUUCUGAUGCAACUCUUCGCGGAUGACACAGUGCUCCUGACAGAUACCCAUAUCAGGUUACGAGCAAUCCUGGACACGCUCAGUGAAUAUUGCUCUAUAAAAGGGCUCUCAGUUAACACGAUGAAAACAAAAAUCCUGACUUUCAAAGCUGCAGGUCGCCACAAACAAAUUAAUCCUCGCUUUACCAUGUUCAGAGGCACUGCUUUGGAAGUGGUUUCCUCCUAUACCUACCUUGGAGUGCUUUUAUCGAGCUCAGCUAGAUCUAACAUACCUAUUCAAGCAGCUAUUGGCAGAGCCAGAACAGCCUCUUUCAACACACUAAAUCUCCUUUAUAAAUCGAAGUGUGACAAGUGGGACUCCUUCAGGAGAUUGUUUGAGAGUCUGGUGACCUCGACACUCUUCUAUGCCAUACCAGCGUGGGGCAUUGGUAGUCUGGUUGAAAUCGAGGUAAUUCAGACCGAAUUUCUCAAACAUCUCCCAAGGUUACCCAGGAACAUGCCCAAUUGGGCAGUUCGUUUGGAAGCUGGGGUCAUCAAACUAGCCUCUAAGGCCAUGCGUUUAAUCUGGAAUUGGUUUAUCGGAGUCCUGAUGAUGGAUGCAACUCGUCACCCCAGAAUCUGUAUGCUGCGACUUAUUGAGCUCUCCAGGAAUAUUGACGAGACCUCGGCCUACAACUGGGUGUCCUCCUUCAGAGCAUCCCUGCGGUCAGUGGAUGCUGAAGACCUUGUGGAUUCUCUGAACCCAACAGUGUGGAUCGAUCGCACGGACGAGGUCUUCACAAGAUACGAGAUGCUUCUCCUUCAAGAGGACUUCGCUAGCUACGAAAACUCAACGUCUUCCCAGCUGACACUACCCAGAUCCCUGAGGGACACCCCUGCCUUCUAUCUUCGCCUACGCCUUCCCAUGGCCCUCAAACGGUUCAUUGCUCAAUUGAGACUGGCCAACAACUUGUUCUGCACCUUUACCUUCAAAAAUGGUUCCUCAAAAAUUUUUCCCCCCAACUUUGCCCCUACUGUACAUCCCUCCAGAUCUCUAACUACGAAUCGAUCACACAUAUCCUCCUAA